Messenger RNA from Carassius auratus (goldfish), 2849 nucleotides. It is a transcript of the gene slc38a9, whose product is annotated as solute carrier family 38 member 9. The transcript has 15 exons. Gene Ontology annotation, molecular function: L-amino acid transmembrane transporter activity. The record is from RefSeq and is a predicted model, not a curated record. NCBI's taxonomy places the organism in Eukaryota, Metazoa, Chordata, Actinopteri, Cypriniformes, Cyprinidae. Gene Ontology annotation, cellular component: lysosomal membrane. Gene Ontology annotation, biological process: amino acid transmembrane transport. The coding region runs from base 507 to 2156 and encodes 549 amino acids.
GGAAGCGUAUGAAUAGCUACCUGUGCAAAAAAACUAUUCUGUUCCUUUUAUGAUCCAAAUUGAGUUUACGGAGGGUCUCUUGAGUUGAUGUACGCUAGUGUAUUUAAUAAUGAUCGCUUGAAGGUCGUGUUUUGGUUCUUGUUUAUUAGGUUAUAGUCUAAAUGAAGAGGCACUCGCGCAUCCAGAGUCUGUCUUUGUUCAUCAUGUGAACUACAGAUGCUCGUCUCCUUUAAGAGAACAGAAACUGAAUGAUUGACUCACUGAUAUGAAGCGCAGAUGCAGGGCUCAUAUAAUGACACCUGAUGUCAUAUGACUCUCAGAAGUGCCUUCAAACAGCACAGCUUCAGCUCACCUGCUCUUUUCACAGGCAAUUGCUUAUAUAUUUUAUACAUAUAUAUUAAUGCUCUGUUCACAAACGCGUUUUGUUUAAGGAUCCAAACAACAGGAAAGAGUUACUGGACAAAUGCCUUUCCAGGUGAUGAGGGUUUAAACAAAGCACAAGCGUCAUGGAUGAGGACAGUAAACCGUUACUAGGAUCAGUGCAAGCUGGGGAGUAUUACACCGAUUCAUUGGACCCCAAGCAGAGAAGGCCGUUUCACGUGGAGCCCAGAAACAUAGUGGGAGAUGAUGUUCAGGAGCGUGUGUCGUCUGAAGCUGCGGUGCUGAGGAGCAGAGUGCAUUACUACGGGCGUCUGACCGCCUCUUCAGACCCACUGCUGGUACCUCCAGAUCAUGUUAUUCCUUGUCCUGAGGACAUCUAUGUCUACAGUCCACUGGGAACAGCGUUCAAAGUGCAGGGGGGCGACAGUACUGCCAAAAACCCCAGCAUUAUCACAAUCUUCGCCAUAUGGAACACCAUGAUGGGAACAUCUAUACUGAGUAUACCAUGGGGCAUAAAACAAGCUGGCUUCACUCUGGGGAUCAUCAUUAUUGUUCUCAUGGGUCUGCUGACGCUCUACUGCUGCUACAGAGUAUUAAAGUCCAGAGAGUCCAUACCUUAUGUAGACACCUCAGACUGGGAGUUUCCUGACGUGUGUAAAUAUUACUUUGGUGGAUUUGGAAAGUGGUCGAGUCUUGUCUUCUCACUGGUGUCACUGAUCGGUGCGAUGGUGGUCUACUGGGUCCUCAUGUCCAACUUCCUGUUCAACACAGGAAAGUUCAUCUACAACUAUGUUCACAAUGUGAGCGCAUCAGAUGCUUUUGGCACGAAUGGAACAGAUAGAGUGAUAUGUCCGUACCCAAACCUGGAUCCAGACGGGGGUCACAGCACUCUCCAGUACUCUGCGGGGGAGAACAGCACAGGAGCGGUGUUUGAUCGCUGGUGGAGUAAAACACACACCAUCCCGUUUUACCUGGUGGUCCUUCUGCUGCCGCUGCUCAACUUCCGCUCGGCCUCCUUCUUCGCCAGGUUCACCUUCCUCGGCACCUUGUCAGUGGGUUAUCUCAUCUUCUUGGUCACAUAUAAAGCCAUUGGACUGGGCUUUCACCUGGACUUCCACUGGUUUGAUUCAUCAACGUUUUUUCUUCCAGAGUUCAGAUCGCUGUUUCCUCAGCUGAGUGGGGUCCUCACACUAGCGUUUUUCAUUCACAACUGCAUCAUCACGCUUAUGAAGACCAACAAACAUCAGGAAAACAACGUGCGGGAUCUGUCUCUGGCGUAUCUGCUGGUGGGGUUAACGUACCUCUAUGUGGGCGUGCUGAUCUUCGCUGCCUUCCCAUCACCGCCGCUGUCGAAGGACUGCAUUGAGCCAAACUUCCUGGAUAACUUCCCCAGCAGCGAUGUCCUGGUGUUCGUAGCGAGGACUGGUCUUCUGUUCCAGAUGACCACCGUGUAUCCUCUGCUGGGGUACCUGGUGCGCGUGCAGCUCCUGGGACAGCUGUUUGGGGACCAUUAUCCAGGUUUCCUUCAUGUGUUUAUUCUGAACAUCCUUGUGGUGGGAACUGGAGUCCUAAUGGCCAGGUUUUACCCCAACAUCGGCUCCAUCAGCAGGUAUUCGGGGGCCAUAUGUGGCUUGGCUCUGGUGUUUGUGCUUCCCUCUCUGAUCCACAUGAUCUCUCUGAGACGCAGAGGUGAGUUACGCUGGCCCUCCGCUGUCUUCCACAGCUUCCUCAUCCUCCUCGGCGUGGCCAAUCUGUUCGGACAGUUCUUCAUGUAGCACGCUGUGCCUCGAGUGAACCGCACACGUCUGUUUACACCUGAUGGAAGAGCAACUCGACGAGGCACAAAAUGUAUUAUUAUUUUAUAUUUUAAAAGGGUUUAAUUAAAGCUAUGCAUUUAUCAUAUUGCUUUUAUUAGCUAGACAAACUAUUUCAGCAGAAAUUCAAUUGUUUUUAAAUGCAUUUCAAUUUUCUUCAGAAUCACUGAUCAUCAUCUUACCUCAAUAUUUGCUUCCUCGUUCUUUUUCGUUUUUUAAUUAUUACUUGAACUGUAUUUAACACCAGUGAAUUCUGCACAACAUCACUUUUCAAUUAUUCACGUUCAAAAUCAAGUUCUCAAAAAACUAGGAUCUUGCUGAAGAUGCCACAGAUGCAGAUGAAGUGAGUGUGCAACACAAAUGCAAUCUUUUUGUGAAAUGUAACCUGCAUACAGUAAUUAAUGGAAACAUUAAGGGAAACAUAAGUCUAGAUUUGUUUUGGAUGAUCUUUGUGUCAUUCUCCAACUGAAUCGGAGAGUACUGAUGCAUGUCAUGUCACUUUAUGAAAUAUGUGCACAUCAAUAAGGGAAGCUUACAUUUGCACACUUCUGUGAGAGUCCAAACUUAAGUCACUUUGAAGUGUUUGUGAAUGCACAUUUAUGUUCAGAUCUUUCUUGUGUAUUUUUAAGCAAUUAAAUGUAAAUGAAAUUGUGA